Cercocebus atys (sooty mangabey) is the source of this 971-nucleotide messenger RNA. Its product is annotated as hemK methyltransferase family member 2-like. The record is from RefSeq and is a predicted model, not a curated record. Gene Ontology annotation, cellular component: eRF1 methyltransferase complex. Gene Ontology annotation, biological process: methylation. Lineage: Eukaryota; Metazoa; Chordata; Mammalia; Primates; Cercopithecidae. Gene Ontology annotation, molecular function: nucleic acid binding; protein methyltransferase activity; S-adenosylmethionine-dependent methyltransferase activity.
GCAGUGAAGGAAGAUGGCAGCCCAGAGCUUCCCCACGCCAUUGCACGGGCACGUGAAAGGCGGUGCCUUCAGCGACGUGUAUGAGCCCGUGGAGGACGUGUUUCUGCUUCUGGACGCUAUCCAGGUAGCGGCUGCUGAGCUGGCGGGAGUGGAAAUACGCCUGGAAGUGGGGUCUGGUGUAGUAUCUGCAUUCCUAGCCUCUAUGAUAGGUCCUCAGGCUUUGUACAUGUGCACUGAUAUCAACCCUGAGGCAGCAGCUUGUACGCUAGAGACAGCACGCUGUAACAAAGUCCACAUUCAACCAGUUAUUACAGAUUUGGUCAAAGGCUUGCUGAGAUUGAAGGAAAAAGUUGAUCUUCUGGUGUUUAAUCCCCCCUAUGUAGUGACUCCACCUGAAGAGGUAGGAAGUCACAGAAUAGAGACAGCUUGGGUUGGUGGCAGAAAUGGUCGGGAAGUAACGUGCAGGCUUUUCCCCCUGGUUCCAGCUCUCCUUUCACCAAAAGCAUUAUUCUAUUUAGUUACCAUUAAAGAAGACAACCCAGAAGAAAUUUUGAAAAUAGUGAAGACAAAAGAUCUGCAAGGAACCACUGCACUUCCCAGACAAGCAGGCCAAGAACCUCUUUCAGUCCUCAAGUUCACCAAGUUCUAGCAUACAAUGUGUGCCCAGAGCUACUGGAAACUGAAUGCAUUUAGCAUAUCUUGAAACUGAAGUCAUUCAUUAGGUAAAAAGGAAUUUUAUCAGAAAUUUGUCACUGAAAAAAAGGUAGAAAGGUAGAACAUUCCCUUUCACUCAGGCCUGUGUAAUUAUUUGCACAAGUACAAGUAAAUAUGUAUAUUAUAUUUAUAAUUUGCAUUUUAAAUAUAAAAGUUAUGUAUGAAAUAUUUAUUUCAGCAUUAUUUAGUAAGGUGACAGAAUUGAUCUGGCAAAUGUCUUUUUUUUCAUACCAGUCCAUAAAGGCAGUUUGCUUUCA